GGGAGGGGGAGGGCGGAUCAUGAAGAGGCUACCAUUCAGGUGAGGUGCAGGUUCACUUCAUGUUCCCGCAGCGUUCCUUCCACGUCUCUUUUCUGCUCACUUAACAUUCACCAAACAUCCAUACACUCCAUCUGAGGGGCGGAAAAGGUGUUUAUGGUCUCGCAUAUUUCCGUCACUCUUCCUGUGGAGGUGGAAGGCUAUUCCGAGAGUCUAAGAGACACCAAAGAAGAAGCCACGCUUCAGUAGUGAGUGGCAGUUCUGCUGGGGAGGGGAGGGGAGGGGAAGGGAGGGGGAGCUGGAGAGCUGCUGCACUGCUCUGACCAGUAAAGGACAAGCAGCGUUAACAGAUUAUUUCAACAGGCUACUGAGGUUUGGGAUCAGACAUUAUCAUGGAUGUACUCGCCUUGGAGGCAAAGAAUGUGAAUGGGGCAGAACCCGAGAAGAAAUCUGCACCAAGGCCAAAACCUAAAGCUCCCAAAAAGGCCAAAAGGACUGUUCACUUUGAGGUGGAGAUCGUGGACUUAAAGACCAAGGAGAAACUCUUACUGCUGGAUAAGGUGGAGCCAACUGCCACUGUUUUGGAUAUUAAAUCUUUGUUUCACAAAUCGUAUCCAAAGUGGUAUCCAGCCAGACAGUCCCUGCGUUUGGAUCCAAAGGCCAAGUGUCUCAGGGAUGAGGAAAUUCUCCAGACGCUUCCUGUGGGAACCACAGCCAGCUUUUACUUCAGUGACCUAGGACCCCAGGUCACAUGGGGAACCGUGUUCCUGACAGAGUGUGCAGGUCCACUGAUCCUCUACUUAAUGUUCUACUUCCGCCUUCCCUUCAUCUACUCUCCAAAAUAUGACUUCACCAGCAGCAAGCAGUGGGUCGUACACUUGGCCUGCAUGUGUCACUCCCUACACUACAUCAAGAGGAUUUUGGAGACGCUGUUUGUCCAUCGUAUCUCCCAUGGGACCAUGCCUCUGAGAAACAUAUUUAAGAACUGUGGCUAUUACUGGUGCUCUGCAGCUUGGAUGGCGUACUACAUCAACCAUCCUCUCUACACCCCUCCUUAUUAUGGGCAGCAGCAGGUGAAUAUAGGACUUUACAUUUUCUUGUUCUGUCAAGUGGGGAAUUUUUCCAUCCACGUCGCACUCCGUAACCUCAAAUCUCCAGGUUCAAAAACCAAAAAGAUUCCUUACCCAACGAAAAAUCCAUUCACAUGGAUUUUUUGGCUGGUCUCUUGUCCCAACUACACAUAUGAGCUGGGCUCCUGGAUCGGCUUCACGGUGAUGACCCAGUGUGUGCCUGUGGCUUUCUUCACUCUUGUGGCCUUCAUCCAGAUGACUGUGUGGGCCAAAGGCAAACACCGCAGCUACUUAAAGGAGUUCAGAGAUUAUCCAAGCCUGCGCUCCUCCAUACUCCCCUUCAUCCUGUAGAGCCUGGCAAAGAAAACAAAGGCUUCUACACACAUCCAGCUCCUCUUGAUUGGGUCUUUUUUUAGGGACCCCUACAUCCGUUUGGAUGACAGAAAGUGUGUGCUGAGGUUAACAGCAUGGAUGCAUUUUGGUCACAUGAACUGCAUGUAACAUUUUCUUGCAUGCUACUCCAUAACAAGGAGUGACAGUUACAGUUUCUCCGAGUAUUGGACUGGUGAAUGCAGGAUUGUUACUGACAAAGGAAGCCUUCAGAGUUAAAUACAGCAAAGUCUUAAAUUGAUGUAUGUGAUCUCGAAGAGAAAGAUCAAAAAAUGUCCUUUUUAUUUUGCUACUUUGAUAAGUUGUCAAAUAUUUGAUGUAGAGUGCUGUUUAGUUGUCAAGAAAAUUAAUUAUCUUCAUAGCUCUUGGCAGCCUGAUCAGUGACGUUUCCCACAGAGCUGGGAAACGAAAGGGCUAAUCUGCAUUGUCAAACUAUGCAGCCUGGACCUGACAAUAGUGUGGCCACAUACAGCUCACUACUGGUCUGACUGUUCCAAGUGACCUUUACACUAUGGCAGUGCAGUUGGAUCUGGAUUAGAAAUUAUAUUCAGAUUCCCAUGUUUUCCACCAUGGGUGAGGAAAACACUUUUCUUUUUGUCUGUACAUGGAUCAAGUGUAUUUCUGGCAUAGGAAAAACUAAUAGAGAGAAAAAAGUUGCUGAUAGCCUGCACAGACAUGUCCUUCAAAAAUACACCUCUUAGUUACACAAGCUGAUUAUACUGCAAAAGGUAUUCAGCUGAAAAAGGUACAUUUUUGUUACAUAAUUGUGUAGUGAGUGCUUUUCCCCCAAUCUGUUAUUUUUGUGACCAUUUGUACAGCUACAAAGCAGUUGAAUAUCUUUUUGGUGUUUCAAAAAACUGGAUACAGGACAUUGGAAAGAUACAACCGAAACACAAACCACCAUUUCUAUUCCAUUUUUUGAAUGUGUAUUUCACAGAAGGCUGCAUCGACUGCACCUUCAGAAUAAAUGGGGAGGUUUGGUGUUAUACUCCUGCUGAAAUGUUUGUAUGAAGAAAGCAUUGAGUCUUGAGCAGGAAUUGUAUCUGCUGUGGAAAGUCUGCUUACAAUAUUUGAUUGAGACUGAAAGGGCCACCAGACACUCCCCUGCUGAAACAACUGCUUUUAGGUGAACUGUUGAUCCAAGGGCAAUAAACUGUAUCACAAAACAAACGUGA
Toxotes jaculatrix (banded archerfish) is the source of this 2632-nucleotide messenger RNA. Its product is annotated as very-long-chain enoyl-CoA reductase-like. The transcript has 11 exons. Gene Ontology annotation, biological process: very long-chain fatty acid biosynthetic process. Gene Ontology annotation, molecular function: oxidoreductase activity, acting on the CH-CH group of donors. Bases 390 to 1418 code for a protein of 342 amino acids. The record is from RefSeq and is a predicted model, not a curated record. NCBI's taxonomy places the organism in Eukaryota, Metazoa, Chordata, Actinopteri, Toxotidae.